UUCUCUUCACGGGUGCACCCGAGUGAAGUUUUCCGACGCAGCUUUAGUCGAAUCAUUCAGCUGAGAAGAGUAGGGUGAUAUUGUAAAUCCGGACUAACUAUUAUAUCCGGAUGUACUAUUAAAAAUUCAGCAACCACAUAAUGGACAAUAAUACGAAGGGGAACAUGGACGCAGGAAAGAAAAGUACACGCGAGACUACGUUUCCACUCAAGAACAAAUGGAAAUUAGUACCAGAAUUUUUGAAGGAUAGAGGCUUAGUGAAACAUCACAUUGAUUCCUUCAAUUAUUUCAUCAGUGAAGAUAUAAAAAAAAUUGUCAAGGCAAAUGAGGUGGUAUAUAGUGAUGCAGAUCCACUUUUUUACAUAAGAUAUUUAGAUAUACGUGUAGGUGACCCUGAGUUUGAUGAAACGCUCAAUGACAUCCAACGAAAGCCUUAUCCACACGAAUGUCGCUUAAGAGAUUUAACUUAUGCCGCUCCUAUCAUAGUAGAUGUACAAUAUAUCAGGGAAAACCAAGCCAUAAUAAAAAAAAAUAUAACAAUUGGAAGGAUGCCGAUUAUGCUACGUAGUGCGAAUUGCAGACUGACUGGCCUGACAGCUUUUGAGUUGUCGAAGAGGGAUGAGUGUCCUCACGAUCCUGGCGGUUAUUUUAUCAUAAAAGGACAAGAGAAAGUAAUUUUGAUACAGGAACAGAUGGUUCGGAAUAGAAUACUUCUGGAGGAAGACAAUAAAGGGAACAUCGCCGCGUACUGCAACAGUUCUACUCACGAGAGAAAAACCAAGACCACUAUCGUCGGGAAAUCUGGCAGAUAUUACAUGAAGCACAAUAUCUUCCAGGACGAUAUAUUAGUGGUUGUGAUUUUCAAAGCUAUGGGCAUACAGAGCGACCAGGAUAUCAUGAUGAGGAUCGGCACCGAGCAUGAGUAUCAAAAUAAAUUUGAAUGGAGCUUACGGGAGUGCCAGGACUUGAAUAUCUCCACGCAGACUCAAGCAUUGAUGUAUCUCAAUAACAAACGCACGCAGCCGAGGGUUUUUAACGCGGACGAAAUGAAGGAUGUGCUGGCCGCGAACGUGUUGUCCCACGUCCCGGUCAAGAAUUUCAGCUUCCAGCGCAAGACGAUCCAUCUGGCAUUCAUGGUGAGAAGAGUGAUGAUGGCACAGUCUAACAAAAAGCUGCUCGACGACAGGGAUUUCGUCGGGAACAAGCGUCUGGAGGUGGCUGGCUCUCUCCUAUCUCUGAUGUUCGAGGAUCUGUUUAAACGAUACAAUUGGGAGUUGAAGCAGAUCGCCGAUAAGAACAUCCCGAAGAUCAAGGCGGCGCAAUUCGACAUAGUCAAGCACAUGCGGCAAGAUCAGAUCACCAACGGCCUGGUCUUCGCUAUAUCGACCGGCAAUUGGAAGAUCAAGAGAUUUAAGAUGGAAAGGCAAGGUGCAACGCAGGUGUUGUCACGUUUAUCUUACAUCUCGGCAAUCGGUAUGAUGACGCGAGUCCAUUCGCAGUUUGAGAAAACCAGACAAGUGUCUGGGCCGCGUUCGUUACACCUGUCGCAAUGGGGCAUGCUGUGUCCGUCCGACACCCCCGAGGGAGAGUCCUGCGGCCUGGUGAAGAAUCUCGCUCUGAUGGCCCACAUCACCACGGACGAGCCGGAGGAUAACAUCGUGUCGGUGUUAUCCACUCUCGGUAUAGACCUUAUUAAUAUGCUCGGCAGACAGGAGAUCAAGUACAAAGAUAUAUGGCUGGUUCUCGUUAACGGAGUUAUCCAAGGUGUCACGAAGCAGCACAAGUGGCUGGUAUACUUUCUGAAGAAAUUGCGCAGGCGAGGUCGCAUCAGCAGUUACGUGUCGAUCUACCUGCAGGACAAUUGCAAGUGCGUUCACAUCAGCACCGAUGGCGGGAGGCUGUGCAGGCCGUACUUCAUCGUGGAGAACGGACGACUCAUCGUCACGGCGAAGGACAUGAAAUUGUUCGAUAAAAAGAUCCUGCAGUUCGAGGACUUCGUGACAAUGGGCUUGAUCGAGUACCUGGACGUCAACGAGGAGAACGACGCUCUCAUCGCGCUCGGUGAAGAGGACAUCAAAGCGACGACUACGCAUAUGGAGAUCGAGACGUUCACGAUCUUGGGUGUGUGCGCCGGUCUGAUUCCGUACCCCCAUCACAACCAAAGCCCGAGGAACACUUACCAAUGCGCCAUGGGUAGACAGGCCGCGGGCACGAUAGGAUACAACCAACGUAAACGCAUGGACACGGUGAUGUACAAUCUGGUGUAUCCGCAAACGCCUAUAGUGAGGACGAAGACGUCCGGGAUGAUCAAAUACAACGAGCUGCCGGCUGGCGAGAACGCGAUUGUGGCUAUAAUGUCGUACGGCGGGUAUGACAUCGAGGACGCGCUCGUAGUCAACAAGGCCUCCCUCGACAGGGGAUACGGAAGAUGUUUAGUGUAUCGAAGCACGAAGGCUGUCUUGAAGAGGUACCCCAAUCAAACGUACGAUAGAAUCAUGGGUCCAUCGGUGGAGAGCAACACCAACAAGGUCGUGUGGAAGCACGAUAUCCUGGACGCCGACGGAAUCGCAAUGCCGGGCGAAAGAGCGGACGAUAAAAAGGUGCUGGUGAACAAAUCGGUGCCGUCGCAAUCGAUCGAUCCGGUAAACACCGGCGACGCUCCAGCGAGACCGCAAUACCGCGAGGCAGAAGUAUCCUACAAGGGUCUGGAGCCAGCGUAUGUAGAGCAGUCCUUGUUGACUAGCAACGCCGAUGACUCAUUUCUGAUAAAACUGCUGAUGCGACAAACUCGGAGACCCGAAAUCGGUGAUAAACUAAGCAGCCGUCACGGGCAGAAAGGUGUCAUCGGUUCAAUCGUGGACCCGGAAGAUCUGCCGUUCAACGAUCAAGGCAUAGUCCCCGAUAUAAUUAUGAACCCGCAUGGUUUCCCGUCUAGAAUGACAAUCGGUAAAUUGAUAGAGAUACUCGCAGGUAAAGUGGGCAUUCUGAACGGUGAAUUCCACGAUGCAACAGCGUUCGGCGGUUCCAAAGUGACGGAUCUCGCUGAGGAAAUGCAGAAGCAUGGUUACAACGCCUUGGGGAAAGAUUGCUUCUACAGCGGCAUGACCGGAGAACCGAUGGAAGCUUACAUAUACACUGGAACGGUUUAUUACCAAAGAUUGAAGCACAUGGUACAGGACAAGAUACACGCUCGUGCCAAAGGACCAAGAGUGGUGAUGACUCGACAGCCGACAGAGGGACGUUCCAAGGACGGUGGUUUACGUUUCGGCGAGAUGGAGCGCGAUUGUCUGGUCGCUUACGGCGCCAGCAUGAUGCUGAUAGAGAGGCUUAUGUUGUCGAGCGAUGGCGUCAAGGUCGACGUCUGUAACAACUGCGGGCUGAUGGGUUAUAGUGGUUGGUGCCAAGGCUGCCGUUCCAAUUCCAAUAUAUCCUCGGUCAUGAUGCCUUACGCGUGUAAACUGCUACUUCACGAGCUACAAUCCAUGAACAUUGUGCCCCGUUUGAAACUAAGGGACUAUCGCGAGAGAGGUCACACGGAGAAACGGAAAUAUAAAUCCAAAUGAAAGAAAGUUACGUGAAAUAUAAG
This is a messenger RNA of Dinoponera quadriceps, 3586 nucleotides long. It is a transcript of the gene RpIII128, whose product is annotated as DNA-directed RNA polymerase III subunit RPC2. Bases 141 to 3563 code for a protein of 1140 amino acids. NCBI's taxonomy places the organism in Eukaryota, Metazoa, Arthropoda, Insecta, Hymenoptera, Formicidae. Gene Ontology annotation, molecular function: ribonucleoside binding; DNA binding; DNA-directed RNA polymerase activity. The transcript has 10 exons. Gene Ontology annotation, biological process: DNA-templated transcription. The record is from RefSeq and is a predicted model, not a curated record. Gene Ontology annotation, cellular component: RNA polymerase III complex.